Adineta ricciae is the source of this 1506-nucleotide messenger RNA. NCBI's taxonomy places the organism in Eukaryota, Metazoa, Rotifera, Eurotatoria, Adinetida, Adinetidae. The record is from the annotation of a GenBank genome assembly.
AUGACGAAAGUGACAGUCUUUGAUGAAAUAGUGUUUAAAGGAAGCGCAAUAAGUGCUACAUCGUAUUUUCGUCUGACGGUUCUAAGUAUGAGUCUGGCUCCACCUAAACAACCUCGUUCGACUUCCAGUGAGCCACCUAAUCAGAGACCACAUAGUUUUGAUAUACCAAUAAAGAUUAUGAGACAUUCGAGCGUUGAACGAAAAAGGGAACAGAGUGUUGGAGUUCGAGAGUCACAGACUCUUCCCAACUUUCCAUUUGCUCACGAAGCCGAACGAUUGAAUCGUGAUCGUGUUCCACAACGGAUCGUACAUGGCAAAGGUGGUGGUGCUUUUGGUACAUUUGAAGCAAAUCACGAUAUUUCGGAUAUUUGUAAAGCCAAAGUGUUUAAGAAAGGCACUAAAACUCGCGUUCUAGUUCGUUUCUCGAUUGGCUGCGAAGGAAAUGCUUUUCCCGAUACAAUUCGCGAAGCUCGUGGCUUCGCUGUUAAAAUGUAUACCGAAGAUGGCAUCACUUCACCAGUGUUCUUAAUUCGAAAUCCAGCGCUGUUUUCGGCAAUGGCUCAAGCGCAGAGACGAAAUCCACAAACACAUAUGAAAGAUCCGAAUACGUUUUGGAAUUUUGUCGGAAACAAUCCUCAAAGUUUACAUCAUAUUCUCAUAACUCAUUCAGAUCGUGGUAUACCCGAUGGUUAUCGAUUCAUGCACGGCUACGGUUCACAUACAUUCAAAAUGCUUAACGACAAAAGUCAAUAUGUUUGGGUGAAAUUCCAUCUUCUAUCCGAUCAAACCAUCAAAAACUUAGAUCCAACAAAACCGAAAGCAGCAGCAUUUGGACAACUUCAUUAUGCUGCAGCUGAUUUAUACAAUGCUAUUGCAACAAAGAACUAUCCAAGUUGGACACUUUACAUUCAAGUAAUGACUGAUGAUCAAGCUAAAAGUGUUCAAUUCGAUCCAUUUGAUAUGACAAAAGUGUUCCCUCAAAAAGAUUUUCCACUUCGUAAAGUUGGCAGAUUAACAUUACAUGAAAAUCCAAUUAAUUAUGUUACUCAAAUCGAACAUGCAGCUUUUAGUCCAACUCAUAUGCCACCCGGUAUUGAGCCAUCACCAGACAAAGUCUUACAGUUUCGUCUAACUGCCUACAGCGAUCCCCAACAACGUCGAAUUGGUACAAAUACUCUAUCUGUUCCUGUCAACAGCCCACAAACAAAUCAUAACUUCCGUGGAAAUCCUCUGCAUCAACAUUUCAUGCAAACAAUUACGCAGCCUGGUGUCUUAGAUGCUACUGUCUUUGGGCAAUACAUGAUGUUAGGUGAAGAUGAUUUUUCUCAACCACGUGAUUUCUACCGAAGAGUGUUGAACAGUCAAGAUCGAGCUAAUUUACUGAAUAAUAUUGCUGAAAGCUUAGGACGGUGUACGGAUCGAAAUGUUGUUCAUCGAAUGCUCGUCCUUCUAUCUCAUCUCGAUCGCGACUUUGGUCAGAAAAUGGCCGAAAAGAUUCGAUUUUGA